AUGGCGGACCACGCGUCGGCGACUUCCCUGAAGCGCAAGUGCCCCGACAGCGACAGCUCGUCUGAGUCGUCUCCGGCCGGCAUGUGCCCCAGCGGCUGCGGCUUCCACGGCGCCGCCGCCACCGGCAACAUGUGCUCGAAGUGCUACAAGGAGAAAGCCGUCGCCUCCGCCUACGAAACCACGGCGGCUCAGACGAGCGUCAUCGUCCCUGCCCCUGCAUCUCCCACCGCGCCGCCGGAGAAGAAGGCCAAGACCAUCGUCUCCGUCGCGUCUUCUGACGGUGCCGUGGCGUCCGUGAAGCAGCCAACGCCGGCGACGACGAACCGGUGCGCGACAUGCCGCAAGAAGGUGGGCAUGCUGGGGUUCCGCUGCCGCUGCGAGGGCACCUUCUGCAGCGUCCACCGCUACUCCGACAAGCACGACUGCGGCUUCGACUACAAGACGGCUGCCCGGGAGAAGAUUGCCAGGAACAACCCGACGGUCGUUGCCGACAAGAUCGCAACGAGGAUCUGA
Lolium rigidum is the source of this 513-nucleotide messenger RNA. RefSeq names its product zinc finger A20 and AN1 domain-containing stress-associated protein 7-like. The transcript has a single exon. The record is from RefSeq and is a predicted model, not a curated record. The coding region runs from base 1 to 513 and encodes 170 amino acids. Gene Ontology annotation, molecular function: DNA binding; zinc ion binding. NCBI's taxonomy places the organism in Eukaryota, Viridiplantae, Streptophyta, Magnoliopsida, Poales, Poaceae.